AUGACUGACGUCAAGUCCCGACUAAGGCCUUUCGGAAUAUCUUUCGAAAAGUCACUGAGUGACUUGAUUAAGGGAAUUCGAUCAAAUAAUGAGGAUCCCGACAAAUUGCUUCUUUUUUUGGAGGAGUCAAUCCAAGAGUGUAGGGAAGAACUAAGGGCGAACGACCUGCAGCUGAAAUCCACCGCAGUUCUCAAACUAGCUUACUUGGAGAUGUACGGUUUUGAUAUGUCUUGGUGUUCAUUUCAGAUAUUGGAGGUGAUGAGCAGUAGUAAUUUUCAGCACAAAAGAAUAGGGUAUCUGGCAGCUAUGCAAAUCAUGAUAAGAAACGAUAAUGACGACGCAUUGAUGUUAAUGACCAAUUUACUGAAGAAAGAUCUGACCAGCUCCAACCAAGUUGAGGCAGGUCUUGCGUUAAGUGGGAUUGCCUCCAUAGUAACCACAGAAUUGGCCCACGAUGUAUGUGAGGAUAUAGUCAGAAUGUUAUCCCAUUCGUCUCCUUUCAUCAGGAAGAAAGCCGUCCUCGCCAUGUUCAAAAUUUUUCUCAAAUACCCAGACUUUUUGAGGUCUUUCUAUCCCCGAUUGAUAGAACGCUUGAGUGAUGACGACACGUCUGUGGUCAGUGCUACUGUGAAUGUAGUCUGUGAAUUGGCUAACAAGAACCCUAAGAACUAUGUCGAGUUGGCACCACAACUUUAUGAACUGCUGACGUCGUCUAAGAACAAUUGGAUGGUUAUCAGGCUGUUGAAAUUGUUUUCGUCCUUAUCUUUGGUAGAACCUAGGUUAAAAAAGAAAAUGCUCCCAGCGAUCUUGAAUAUUUUGACCAAAACAGAAGCUUUAUCUUUGGUUUACGAAUGUAUUGACUGUAUUCUAACAGGUAAAAUGCUUGCAGAAGAUGAUUACAAACUUGCAAAAUUAAUGGUUGAAAGGCUCUUAGUUUUCUUUGAAGCGGAUGAUGCCAAUUUAAAGUACGUCGCCCUAUCUGCAUUCAUCAAAAUUAUGACUAUUCAUAGAUCCUUUAUUUCACAGCAUUCUAAGGUGGUACUAGACGGAAUAAAUGACACAGACUUGGCUAUUAGAGAAAAAGCUUUAUCAUUAUUGGAUGCUCUUGUCACCGAAGAGAAUAUCACCAAGAUUGUCUCAAAAAUGAUGCUUUUGCUAUUACCAAAUGAUGACGAUACUUCAGAAUCUACAAUGUCACGAUUUGAAUCUUUUCAAAAACAGCAAAUGGCAAUCAUCCCGAAAUCUUUCAAGCUUCUUGUUAUAAAGAAAAUUAUUUCCAUUUGUUGUGAAAAGAACUAUCAACUAAUUCCAAACUUUUCUUGGUAUGCUAAUGUGCUAUACGAUUUCAUCAAGCUAAAUGCCUCCUUAGACAUCCAACAAGUUCAGUCGCUCAUUUCGGAGCAGUUCGUUAACUUAGCAUUACGUGUGCCAAGUAUUCGACCUGAGUUGGUGUCCAUGUGUUUGGCAACUUUGAGAGAUUCAAACAAUUAUUCGACAUUUGAAGAUGGGCUUAAAGAUUGCGUAUGGAUAGUUGGAGAGUAUUACGACGAAUACACCGAAGGUGAAUCGGAGUUUGAACACGAAGAAGAUGAUGAAGGAGGGCAUAAACUCAAUGGAUUUGAGAUUAUAACCGAUCUAACAAAGGUAGAGUUUUUUGCUCAAACAGAUCCUACUACGCUCUCGAUACUAAUUCAUAACUUGGUUAAAGUUUUUGCCAAGUUUGUUUGUUCAUUGAAAUCCGAUUGGAACGAAUCUACUGUGGAAAUGGUAACUAACUUGAAUCAGAUAUUACUCGACUGGUUGGAGCAGUUCCAAUCACAUGUGAAUACAGAAGUACAAGAAAGAAGUGCCUCAUUUAUUGAAGUUCUGAAGCUAAUUCCAGAAAGCUUAAGUCCUAGUGGACCCUCUGGGUUUGUGGAGGACGUAUUGUUAGGGUUUUUCAACGGCCAAACGCUAAAACCGGUGUCCUAUUUGACCCAACAGAAAAUAACAAUACCAGAGGAUGUAGAUCUGGACAAACCGUUUUACCCUGGUGCGUUGGAGGAAUUCAUCGCCAAACACAAACCGUUGGAAGAGUCUGAUCAUGAGAGCAUAUACAACUAUUGGAGCGACUCACAGGAAAGUGAACCACAGGAAAAAUAUCCGGAAGAUGAUAUAGAAAGGUUAGAACGCAUCAGGGAUGAUCCGUUCUACAUAGGAAUGGACACCGUUCCCAACUCUGAAAGCCCAAGCCAGGAUUUGAUCUCCAUUGACUCAAGGGACACUCCAGCAAUCAAGAAAAAGCCCAGUUCCGGUAAAAGCAAGAAGAAAGUCAGAGUCAACAGAGAAAAGGUAUUGAUCUUAGAUGAUGAUCUGACUCCUAAUGUCGGUUUACUUGACUUGGAGUCAGAAAGCGUGUCUCGUAAUAGCGGAAGGAGUCGGAAAGGAUUGUUGAUUGACUCUUCAAACCUGGACAAGUUCGAUAUCAAUGCUGAUUCAGACGCUUACAAUAAAGGCACUAAUGGAGGGGGAACUUACGGAGAGUAUGAAGUUAACCAAUUAGUAGAGGAGAUGAAAGGAUUGCAGACUGAGCAAGGCACAAGCAGCUCUAAAGUAAAGAAAAAGAAGAAGAAAGAAACUGGGAUCGGGUUGGAAGAUGUUGAGGGUGAGCCAAAGAAACUUAAAAGGAAAAAGAAAAAGAAGAAGGCCGUAAUCCAAGAAUAG
Komagataella phaffii GS115 is the source of this 2703-nucleotide messenger RNA. Its product is annotated as AP-3 complex subunit delta. The record is from RefSeq and is a predicted model, not a curated record. Gene Ontology annotation, cellular component: AP-3 adaptor complex; membrane coat; endosome membrane. The transcript has a single exon. The coding region runs from base 1 to 2703 and encodes 900 amino acids. Lineage: Eukaryota; Fungi; Ascomycota; Pichiomycetes; Pichiales; Pichiaceae. Gene Ontology annotation, biological process: protein targeting to vacuole; Golgi to vacuole transport.